Molecule: messenger RNA, 552 nt
Organism: Penicillium hordei
Lineage: Eukaryota; Fungi; Ascomycota; Eurotiomycetes; Eurotiales; Aspergillaceae
Product: putative GPI anchored protein
Exons: 2
Coding region: 1-552 (183 amino acids)
Source: RefSeq, a predicted model, not a curated record
AUGCGUUUCUCUAUCGUCUUCACUACCCUCUCGGCCAUUGCCCUGGCCAGUGCCCAGAGCAGUGCCUCCGUCGAGACCGUUGACAACCCUGCCACUCAGUACCUGACCCAGACAAACUCUCUCGGCGUGGUGACUGGCCAACCUGAAGCCGUCACUACUCAACCCACUGCUGUCACCAGCCAGGCCGCUGCCGUGACCUCACAGCAGCCCGCCGCCUCUAUUCCUGCUGGCCUGACCUCGCCCGUCGCCGGCCCCGGCGCCACCCACACCACUUUGUCCACUGCCUCUAGCAGCGCUGGCACUGACACCGGCUCCUCUGCUACCGGCACCUCUGCUACCGGCACUGAGACCUCAGCCUCCUCCAACGCCACUGGUACCUCCACCAGCACCUCCGACUCCUCCGAGUCCUCGUCCAGCUCUGGCUCUGGCUCUAGCUCCAGCUCGUCUGCUUCUGCUUCCAGAUCAGUCUCUACCGGCGGUGCUGCUAUGGCCACCGCUGGCCCCGUCGGUCUCGGCAUGGUUGCCGGUGCUGCUCUUGUUGCUUUCCUGUAA